Closterium sp. Naga37s-1 is the source of this 402-nucleotide messenger RNA. Lineage: Eukaryota; Viridiplantae; Streptophyta; Zygnematophyceae; Desmidiales; Closteriaceae. The record is from the annotation of a GenBank genome assembly.
AUGGCGGGUUCGUCAGCGGGCUCGCUGGCGCGCUCCCUGGCGGGUCCGUCGGCGAAUUCGUCGGCAGGCUCGCUAGCGCGCUCGCUGGCGGGUCCGUCGGCGGGUUUGUUGGCGAGCUCGUCGGCGGGCUUGCUGACGCGCUCGUUGGCGGGUCCGUCGGCGGGUUUGCGGGCGUGCUCCCCAUGGGCAGAACGUGACGAGCUUCGGGCGGACGGUGCGAGAGUUACGGGCAGUUCCGUUGACGGGUCCGUUGGCGGGCUCGCGGACGGUUCCGUUGGCGGGUCGGUUGGCGGGCUCGCUGGCGUGCUUUUUGGCGGAUCCGCUGGCGAUCUUGCCGGCGAGCUUGCUAGCGCGCUGGUGAGCGGGGCGGGCCAGCAUGAGGCGGGCCGUUGCAAAGCCUAG